AUGUAUGUGAUUGCCAAAGAGAAGAACAUCACCUACGGUGGUUGGCGGGAUGUUGAAGUGGACGAAGUUGACGUCGGGAAGUUCAAUGUUGUACUGCAUUCUGAUGGUGCCCGCGCUUACGCCAUGGAGUUCCCCGGAAUCAAGCAUUGCAAUGUCGUGCACAAGAAGAAACGACAAGUCGUGAAUGGCAAGGCCGUUUGGGUCCGACCACACUACACGAAGAACUACGUCAUUGACAUACCGGAGCAGGGUAAGGUCACGGUGAAGAGUGGGAAACAGAUCACGACAGAUUCUGGG
This is a messenger RNA of Symbiodinium necroappetens, 297 nucleotides long. NCBI's taxonomy places the organism in Eukaryota, Dinophyceae, Suessiales, Symbiodiniaceae. The record is from the annotation of a GenBank genome assembly.